AUGGCGACGCUUCCUGCUGGCGACAAUGUUGAGGCACGUCGUCGACCAUUGGCUCCUCUUUGGACUGAUGAAAACAUCCGCCAUGCAGAUUCCAAGGGCGGCGCUCUCCGCCCAUUGCAGGAGGAGGUUGCUGUGCGGUACAAGGAACUCGUGAAGAGAGAGCAGGCACUGGCGGCCCGUGAACAGUUGGCCUCCGAAGUCUGCCAAGCCCAGGAGGAGCGUGAGCAGGAUUUGGAGGCAUUGGCGUUGCGCCUUCAGCAGCAGACGGAGGUGGGUUUCAUGGCUUCAAUCGACACACGAACAGAUCGGGCAGUAAACACGCUGCUUAUGCCGUCAUGUCUCCCUCAGUGA
Symbiodinium necroappetens is the source of this 351-nucleotide messenger RNA. NCBI's taxonomy places the organism in Eukaryota, Dinophyceae, Suessiales, Symbiodiniaceae. The record is from the annotation of a GenBank genome assembly.